Brenthis ino (lesser marbled fritillary) is the source of this 2406-nucleotide messenger RNA. The record is from the annotation of a GenBank genome assembly. NCBI's taxonomy places the organism in Eukaryota, Metazoa, Arthropoda, Insecta, Lepidoptera, Nymphalidae.
AUGCCAUAUAGAAAGAAAAAAGUUUUUAAACGGAAAAGAAAUCAAAAUUAUGAUAAAACAGGGGUAAAAAGUCUUUUUUCUCCAUUUACUAGAUUUACUUCCACACGAACAGUAAACAAAGAGAAGUUGAAUGUAAAGAUCCAUCAAACUAAUCAUUUCGAUAAAGGUCUUUCGCGAAAAGAAAAAAGCUAUGUAAUAAGCAGUUGUCAAAAUAAAUUAACAAGAUAUGUAAAACUUAAAAAAUUAGCGGCUACUGCUGCCAGAGAAAAUAAAAUAUUUUCUAUAUACGGCAAUUGCAAUGCUGUAAGAAAAGCUCUAUUAGACAGGGGUUGGGUUGAAAAAAAUCCGCCAAAUCGAAUGAACCUAUCGAAAAUUCGAAGUGGAAAAUUUUCAAGUAAAUCUAAAAUACAAAGUGAGCUCGAGAGUCUACUUUUAUCUAAUCUUUUAGAAAAAUGUAGUCCAAAUUUUAUAUGGCGCACUAAAGAUCAACGUGGGAAUACUACAAUAGAUAUGACAAAAGAACGUAAUGUGAUAAUAAAUAAAUUAGAAAUAGAUGCAAUGUGGACCUCUAAACACGGCUUAUGUUCUGUAUUGAAAAGAAAUUGUUGGUUUUAUAUUGAAAACGUCGCAGAAGUUAAUGGUCCUCGAUCCUAUAGUACGUCAGAUUGUGGUGAAAUACAAGCAUUUGUUAAAGAUUAUAAAAUAACUGCUUGUACAAGUUUGUUAAAAUGGAUUCUAUCGAUGAUCACAAGUGACCGGCAAAUAUUUUCUGAUUCGGGCAAGACUCCUAUGACUGUAAUGGUUUUUGCAAUAAAUAGAUGUAAAGAAUAUUUGUAUCGAAAGCAAAAUAAAGAUAUUGAUUGUUCGAUAUCUUCUGUGAGCCCGGGCCAGUGGAACUCAUUUUUGAAAAAAUACUACAGUAUAAUAGCAAAGGAUGAAAUAUUUUUAACAGAUAAAAUGAACAAGAUGCCCUUAUAUUUGAGCUAUGCCAGAUAUUUGCUUAAAGAAAUUCACAAGUAUCGCCCACAAUUGAGCUGCGAAGGUUGUCAUAAUAUUUGGAUAAUAAAACCUGCAUUUUGUUCAAGAGGAAGAGGUAUUAAGAUAGCUUCAAAAUUAGGAGCAAUUAUAAGCUUAUUAGAUAAAUCCAAUAUGAAAUAUGUAAUUCAAAAAUACAUUGAGGAGCCAUUGUUGAUAUAUGAGACAAAAUUUGAUAUAAGGCAAUAUUAUCUAGUCACAAGUACAUACCCUUUAAUAAUCUGGAUGUACAAAGAUUGCUAUUUAAAAUUUAGCUCGCAGAAGUAUAGUUUAAGAAAAUAUGACGAGUCAAUUCACUUAACCAAUAAUGCAAUUCAAAGAAAAUACAAAAAUUGUGAAGGAAGACAUUCUGAAUUGCCGAUACAAAAUAUGUGGAGCUUAGAUAAAUACAAAGUUUAUUUGAAGAAUAUUGGGAAAGAUAACGUUUGGGAUGAAAUAAUAUAUCCAGGAAUGAAAAAAACGAUAGUGGGCACGAUGUUAAGUUGUCAAGAUUUUUUAAGUGUGAGCAAAAAUCGUUUCGAAUUGUAUGGUUGCGAUUUUAUUUUGGACAAGGAAUACAAUCCCUGGCUAAUUGAAAUUAAUUCCUGUCCAGAUUUAAACCACACUACUCAAGUUACUGCCAAAAUCUGUCCAGCGGUUAUAUCUGAUAUUAUAAAAGUUGUCAUUGACUACGCUAAUAAUUCGAGCGCAUGCACCGGAAAAUUCGAGCGUAUUUACCAACAGCCCAUAACUCUACCACGUUUUAUUGCUUCAUCUGAAUUAGCAAUUCGUGGUUUUUCCUUGCCUCUUGACUAUUUCUACAAGGGAAAUGUUGAAGUUGAAGAAUCCUAUGAUGACAUCAAUAUAGAUAAAGAAAGUGACAUUAAAGCAGCUUUAUAUAAAAUAAAGCAGUUUUACGAUGGCGUCGAAACAAUGAAAAAAACAAAGAGAAAUCAUAACGUCAAAGAGAAAGUUAUGGAUAAUUCUCACAUAGAAGAGUUAGAUAAAGUGUCAUUAGAAGAACGUAGUCCAAAUGGUACAAUAAAAGAAAAUUCUGAAUCGUUUUCAUCUUCAUAUACAAUUUCCAAUCCAAUCCAACAUGUCCAAAGCGUGACUGAUAUCAGGUCUUUGUUAAAGAAGUGUUAUGUCGACAAGCCUUUUGUAUUUAGUAAGUUAGAUGAUGGACCACAAGGAAAAGGUAGUUGUAUAAAACUAGACUCAACUGAAAAAUUCGAUACAAAUAUUUUAUUAAAAGAAAUGUUGCAAGUGACAAAAAUAUCUGAUAAUCAUAAUUGUAAAAUAUUCCCUGACUUACGAGUACUUCAGGCUGAGGCUACUUCAAAAAUAAUUCCGUUUAUCAAUAAAAAGGAAAAAGAGUAUGGGAUGUUUUAU